AUGAAACCUCAACUUGAACCAAAUGAACGCGAUCGCCAUCCUUCCGUCAUCCAACGGACAGGCGCAAAUCGAUCGACUAAUGGUUUUCGUUCUCGAAAUGAAAGUCCUGAUAGAAUGGAAGUUCGUCAGCUAAAAUCUGAUAUCCUAAAAUUACAACGAGAAAACGAGGAACUAUCGAAUUCUAUUAAAGAAAUCGACAGUGAAAGAAAUCUGCUCCUGAAAGAAAUCAAAAAACUUGGACCAUUAGCUUUUAUUGGAGUUUGCGCACUGACAUAUGGGCUCUUACUUGUAUUCAAGAUACUUGUUAAUGGCGAAUAUUACCAAUUUACUCGGAUUAAUUGA
This is a messenger RNA of Acaulospora morrowiae, 342 nucleotides long. NCBI's taxonomy places the organism in Eukaryota, Fungi, Glomeromycota, Glomeromycetes, Diversisporales, Acaulosporaceae. The record is from the annotation of a GenBank genome assembly.